AUGGCUUAUUCAGCUGGUGACGUUGGUUCGCAUCACUGGUUCCCUGAUACUGGAGCAAUGAACCAUGCCACACCUGAUCCAUCUGUGAUGUCUUCUGCUGCUGGCUACAAUGGGCCUAACACGUUGCGUGUCGGUGAUGGAACAUGUUUGCCUAUUGAUCUUUCAACCAAGGCGGUCCUGUAUAAAGGUAGCACUUCAGGGGGUCUUUAUUCUUGGCCCGUUUCAAAUGUUGGUCCUGCUGCAUUAGCUGCUGCUCAUACUUCUUCACGAUGUGACAUAAUCGGCUUGGACAUCCACAUCUUCGUGUCUUGCGUCAGAUUUUAGAUUGUUGUUCUAUUAGUUCGUCUCUUUGUUUUGCUUGUCAUGUAGGGAAAGCCUCUCGGUUUCCUUUACCUCGUAUUGAACGUUCUAGUUCGCAUGUUUUAGAAUUAAUUUAUACAGAUAUCUGGGGCCCAUCGCCUUUACUUUUUGUUAAUGGCUUUCGUUAUUUUGUGUUGUUUGUGGAUGAUUACACUUGAUAUGUUUGGUUCUACCCUAUGCGUGCAAAAAUUGAUUUAUAUUCCAUUUUUUAUCGUUUUCGCUCUUUAG
Ipomoea nil (Japanese morning glory) is the source of this 588-nucleotide messenger RNA. RefSeq lists its product as uncharacterized. The transcript has 2 exons. The coding region runs from base 1 to 324 and encodes 107 amino acids. The record is from RefSeq and is a predicted model, not a curated record. NCBI's taxonomy places the organism in Eukaryota, Viridiplantae, Streptophyta, Magnoliopsida, Solanales, Convolvulaceae.